AUGGACUACGUUACCCGAGGGGUCUGCGGUCAAGAAGGUUGCCGUGAGACCCGAUACUAUCUCGAUAAUGGAUUUUGGUUUUGUCGACGCGGUCAUUUGCAGGCGGGUGUCCAAGUUGCAGAGGAUGCCGACGAUUUCGGAAAUUUGGGCAAAACACAUCGCCUGAAGAAAGAAAUUAAGGAGAAGGCCAGCAAGACACUUCGUGGCCGUCCGGCCUACACGCUUUUCUUGCAAAUACACCAGCUUAUCCUUUGGAAGCAAUGUCAUACCUUGGUUCAUGACCACGGUUUCCCAGAAGAACUUGAGAUUGUUGUUCGCGAUCUCUGGGCUCUUCGCCUGCAAGAUUUUGAAAUGAAAAUCACUGAUCCUACUGAAGAUGAUGAUACCGAACCCGAGCUGUUCAGCUCACAACCCGCAGAAAAAGAUGAAUCUCGUGAAGUAGGAUUUAAAUCAAACUCGAAGUUUCUCGAAUGGCCUCGCCUGAUUGAUACCGUUGCGCUGUGCUAUCUCGCAGCAUUUUUGAUGCGGCUUCCUGUCUGUGUCAAUGACUUUCACGAAAUGAUAGUUCGGCAGGAAAUCCCUUAUUCCCGAGUCCUAGCAACCGUCCCUCGGGAAAUGAGGGAUAGACUUCCGCCAGAACUGACGGGGAUCCUUGAGGUCAAUAGAAUACCUAAUGCCCAGCGGUUCCACCAUGCCGUCCUAGAAAUAGUACAGUUCUAUCAGCGCCGAUUUGAAUUGGACCUUCCUCCAUUGAAUUUGCCCAUGAUUCUUUUCCGGCUCAUCAAGAGAUUGGCUUUACCAAUCGAGAUAUAUGAUGCAACUAUGGUCUUGCAAGAUCUACUAGGCUUAACAUUCAUGUGGCCGGCAGCACGUUCAUACAAUCGCCGAAAAACAGCACGCCUUCUUCCCGAUGUGCAAUUGAUAUCUCUGAUCAUCAUUUCUACGAAAUUACUUUUCCCAAUCGAUGAUUUGAAAAGGUAUCCCUCCACAGAUACAGAGCCCGCUACGCAGGUCAUGGACUGGGCUCUCUGGGCACGCACCCAGAACCAUUUCGAUGAUGAUCGGGUAUUUGGGGGGAAGAUUGGAAAAAAGACUGCUAUCCAGAUCACAGAUCAAGACGUGUUGAACAUGACGUCUGCCCAAUUAGACGACUACAUGGACUGGUAUGAAAGCAGUUGGUUGGAUACUUCCAAGGAACCCACUCGCAUCGCCGAAAUGUUUCCUAUCAACCGAGCAGAACAAAAUAUCCAACCAUCCUCUACUUCCGCCUCUCACUCUGCCUCUGCCUCUGCCUCUGCCUCUGCCUCUGCCUCUGCUCGUGCUCCUGCUCCUGCUCCUGCUCCUACUCCUGAUAUUGAUGCAGAUACUGCUUCUGCUCCUCCUGAUGAGACUCGAGAAAAGCUCGAGCUUUUGCUACGACCAGUCAUGCAAGCCCUUAGAGCCAGAAGGGUUAUCCCUGACAAUGAAGAUAAUGAUCCCAAGCGUCCCGGCGAGUGGUAUCAACGGUAUCGAUGGGAAUCACAUCUCACUGGCCCCGCACGGACCUUAUAUGAGGUAGCAGCUCAGCUCGCUGCAGUCCCAUUGAAAACUCUUGUCCGUGCUGUCACAGUUGUUGAGUUUAAGAUCACACAGCAAGACGAAGAGCGACAGAACAGAGAGUACUUCGCUAGUCUGGGAGCAGAAGGAAUGUACACUGACGAAAGCGAUGUUGAUCACGCGUAUGGAAUGGAUGAUUUUCAAGAGGACAUGUACGGCGCGGAGUCUGAAGAUAUGGAUGGUGAUGAUUUCACCUCCAAUUCAAAGAUAUGGUCGACCAUCUAG
Messenger RNA from Penicillium vulpinum, 1821 nucleotides. RefSeq names its product TFIIB-type zinc finger domain-containing protein. Gene Ontology annotation, biological process: RNA polymerase I preinitiation complex assembly; nucleolar large rRNA transcription by RNA polymerase I. Bases 1 to 1821 code for a protein of 606 amino acids. Gene Ontology annotation, molecular function: RNA polymerase I core promoter sequence-specific DNA binding. The record is from RefSeq and is a predicted model, not a curated record. Lineage: Eukaryota; Fungi; Ascomycota; Eurotiomycetes; Eurotiales; Aspergillaceae. Gene Ontology annotation, cellular component: RNA polymerase transcription factor SL1 complex; RNA polymerase I core factor complex. The transcript is spliced from 7 exons.